This is a messenger RNA of Poecilia latipinna (sailfin molly), 603 nucleotides long. Its product is annotated as gamma-crystallin M2-like. Gene Ontology annotation, biological process: lens development in camera-type eye; visual perception. The transcript is spliced from 2 exons. Gene Ontology annotation, molecular function: structural constituent of eye lens. The record is from RefSeq and is a predicted model, not a curated record. The annotation marks the transcript as partial. Lineage: Eukaryota; Metazoa; Chordata; Actinopteri; Cyprinodontiformes; Poeciliidae.
AUUUUCUUCUACGAGGACAAGAACUUCCAGGGCCGCUCCUUUGAAUGCAGCAGCGACUGUCCUGAGCUCAGCUCUCACUUCAACCGCUGCAACUCCAUUCGAGUGGAUGGUGGGACCUGGGUCAUCUAUGAGAGACCCCAGUAUAUGGGCUACCAGUACAUACUGUUUAAAGGGGAAUACCCCGUCUUCCAAAGUUGGAACGGCUUCAAUGACACCAUCCGUUCCUGUCGCCUCAUCAGACAUCCACCCAGUAGGUGCAGGAUCCGCAUCUAUGAACGUCCAGACUUCAGCGGUCAGAUGAUGGAGUUCAGCGAAGACCUCUCUGACCUGCAGGAUCGCUGGCGCCAGCAAGAAGUCCACUCAGCCCACGUCCAAGACGGGCUCUGGAUCUUCUACGAGAAUCCAAGCUACAGGGGACGGCAGUACCUGCUGGAAAAAGGUGAAUACAAGCGCCAUUCGGAGUGGGGGGCCCUCCAUCCGGCGGUAGGCUCCAUUCGACGUGUCGUGGACUUAUAGGCCUCCUCUUCAGCUGUGUGAUUCCCUUCUCUUAUCUUUCACUUCUAAACCUUCAUACUAAUAAAAUAUAGACAAACUGCAACAGAA